Acomys russatus (golden spiny mouse) is the source of this 4708-nucleotide messenger RNA. It is a transcript of the gene Map3k9, whose product is annotated as mitogen-activated protein kinase kinase kinase 9. The record is from RefSeq and is a predicted model, not a curated record. Gene Ontology annotation, biological process: protein phosphorylation. Gene Ontology annotation, molecular function: ATP binding; protein binding; JUN kinase kinase kinase activity. Bases 91 to 3393 code for a protein of 1100 amino acids. NCBI's taxonomy places the organism in Eukaryota, Metazoa, Chordata, Mammalia, Rodentia, Muridae. The transcript is spliced from 12 exons.
CGGAGCCCCCAGCGCUGCCGAGCCGCAUGAACAAUAGGCGGCGGCGGCUCCCGCGGGCGGCCGCCCCGCACCCUAUGGACCGGCCGCUCCAUGGAGUCCUCCAGAUCGCUUCUCGGCUGCCUGGCGAGCGCCGCUGUCGCCCCGCCGGGGGAGGAUGCCACGGGCGCAGGGGCCGAGGAGGAGGAGGACGAAGAGGAGGCGGCGGCCGAGCUGGGAUCUCACGCCGCGCUGCCCUACUGGACGGCUGUGUUCGAGUACGAAGCGGCGGGCGAGGACGAGCUGACCCUGCGCUUGGGCGAUGUGGUAGAGGUGUUGUCCAAGGACUCGCAGGUGUCCGGCGAUGAGGGCUGGUGGACCGGACAGCUGAACCAGCGGGUGGGCAUUUUCCCCAGCAACUACGUGACCCCGCGCAGCGCCUUCUCCAGCCGCUGCCAGCCGGGUGCGGAGGACCCCAGCUGCUACCCGCCCAUUCAGCUGUUAGAGAUUGACUUUGCGGAACUGACCCUGGAGGAGAUCAUCGGUAUUGGGGGCUUUGGGAAAGUUUACCGAGCUUUCUGGGUCGGUGAUGAGGUCGCCGUGAAAGCAGCUCGUCAUGACCCUGAUGAGGACAUCAGCCAGACCAUCGAGAAUGUUCGCCAGGAGGCCAAGCUCUUUGCCAUGCUGAAGCACCCGAACAUCAUUGCCCUCAGGGGGGUAUGCCUGAAGGAGCCCAACCUCUGCUUGGUCAUGGAGUUUGCUCGUGGAGGGCCUUUGAACAGAGUGCUGUCUGGGAAGAGGAUUCCCCCGGACAUCCUGGUCAACUGGGCUGUGCAGAUCGCCAGAGGGAUGAACUACCUACACGAUGAGGCAAUCGUUCCCAUCAUUCACCGAGACCUUAAGUCCAGUAACAUAUUGAUCCUGCAGAAAGUGGAGAAUGGAGACCUGAGUAACAAGAUUCUGAAGAUCACUGACUUUGGGCUGGCUCGGGAAUGGCACCGGACCACCAAGAUGAGUGCGGCAGGGACAUACGCUUGGAUGGCCCCUGAAGUCAUCCGUGCUUCCAUGUUUUCCAAAGGCAGCGAUGUGUGGAGCUACGGAGUGCUGCUUUGGGAACUGCUGACUGGUGAGGUGCCCUUCCGAGGCAUUGACGGCUUAGCAGUGGCUUAUGGAGUGGCCAUGAACAAACUCGCCCUUCCUAUUCCUUCUACAUGUCCAGAACCUUUUGCCAAACUCAUGGAAGACUGCUGGAAUCCAGACCCCCACGCACGUCCGUCUUUUCCAAGCAUCCUGGACCAGCUGAUGACCAUAGAAGAGUCUGGUUUCUUUGAGAUGCCCAAGGACUCCUUCCAUUGCCUGCAGGAUGACUGGAAACAUGAGAUUCAGGAGAUGUUUGACCAACUCAGGGCCAAGGAAAAGGAGCUCCGCACCUGGGAGGAGGAGCUGACCCGGGCUGCGCUCCAGCAGAAGACCCAGGAGGAGCUGCUGCGACGCCGGGAGCAGGAACUGGCUGAGCGGGAGAUCGACAUCCUGGAGCGAGAGCUCAACAUCAUCAUCCACCAGCUGUGCCAGGAGAAGCCCAGGGUGAAGAAACGCAAGGGCAAGUUUAGGAAGAGCCGGCUCAAGCUGAAGGAUGGCAACCGCAUCAGCCUCCCCUCGGAUUUCCAGCACAAGUUCACCGUGCAGGCCUCCCCAACCAUGGAUAAAAGGAAGAGUCUGAUCAGCAACCGGUCGAGCCCCCCGGCAAGCCCCACCAUCAUCCCUCGCCUCCGAGCCAUCCAGUUGACACCAGGAGAAAGUAGUAAAACCUGGGGCCGGAGCUCAGUUGUCCCAAAAGAAGAAGGAGAAGAGGAGGAGAAGAGAGCCCCAAAGAAGAAGGGCCGGACAUGGGGACCAGGAACACUUGGGCAGAAAGAGCUCCCCUCAGGAGAUGAAGGAUCCCCCCAGAGACGGGAAAAAACUAAUGGCUUAAGUACCCCGUCAGAGUCUCCACAUUUCCACUUGGGCCUCAGGUCCCUGGUAGAUGGAUACAAACAGUGGUCAUCCAGUGCCCCCAACCUGGGGAAGGGCCCGCGGAGCAGCCCCGCCCUGCCUGGGUUUACCAGCCUUAUGGAGAUAGAGGAUGAGGAUAGUGAAGGCCUAGGAAGUAGAGAGAAUCAUCUACAGCAUUCGCCCAACCAGUCCUACCUCUGUAUCCCAUUUCCUCGUGGAGAGGAUGGGGAUGGCCCCUCUAGUGAUGGUGUUCAUGAGGAGCCCACCCCAGUCAACUCAGCCACCAGUACCCCGCAGCUGACGCCAACAAACAGCCUCAAACGCAGUGGAACCCACCACCGGCGCUGUGAGGUGGCUCUGCUUGGCUGUGGAGCUGUUCUGGCAGCCACAGGCCUUGGGUUUGACUUGCUGGAAGCUGGCAAGUGCCCAUUGCUUCCCCCAGAGGAACCUGAGCCACCAGUCCGAGAAGAGAAGAAGAAACGAGAGGGUCUUUUCCAAAGGGCCAGCCGUCCUCGUCGGAGUACCAGCCCCCCAUCCCGGAAGAUCUUCAAGAAGGAAGAGCCAAUGAUGUUGCUGGGAGAUCCCUCUGCCUCCUUGACACUGCUGUCUCUCUCCUCUAUCUCUGAAUGCAAUUCUACCCGCUCCCUGCUGCGCUCUGACAGUGAUGAGAUCGUGGUGUAUGAAAUGCCAGUCAGCCCAGCCGAAGCUCCACCCCCAACCCCAUGCACCCACAACCCCCUGGUUAAUGUCCAAGUGGAGCGCUUCAAGCGAGACCCCAACCAGUCCCUGACUCCCACCCAUGUCACCCUCACAACGCCCACGCAGCCUAGUUGUCACAGGAGGACUCCUUCCGAUGGGGCUCUUAAGCCAAUGGCAGCCCCUCCCGCACUAGCCAGCAGGAGCCCCUCCAGCAAUGGCCUGAGUCCUAGUCCGGGAGCAGGAAUGUUGAAAACUCCCAGUCCCAGCAGAGACCCAGGUGACUUCCCCCGUCUCCCUGACCCCAAUGUGGUCUUUCCCCCAACUCCAAGGCGCUGGAAUACACAACGGGACUCUACCUUAGAGAGACCUAAGACUCUGGAGUUUCUGCCUCGGCCACGUCCCUCUGCCAACCGGCAGCGGCUGGACCCUUGGUGGUUUGUGUCUCCCAGCCAUGCCCGCAGCGCCUCCCCAGCCAACAGCUCCAGCACAGAGACACCCAGCAACCUGGACUCCUGCUUUGCCAGCAGCAGCAGCACCGUAGAAGAGCGGCCUGGACUUCCAGCCCUGCUCCCUUUACAGGCAGGGACACUGCCUCCCACUGAGCGGACGCUUCUGGACCUGGACGCAGAGGGCCAGAGCCAGGAUAGCACUGUGCCCCUAUGCAGAGCUGAACUGAACGCACAUGGGCCUUCCUCUUAUGAGAUCCAGCAGGAGUUCUGGUCUUAGUGUAAAAAGGGUCAGGGUGGCCAAAGGGGAAUCCGAAAGAGAUGGAGGGAGCUGCCUGGCUGGCACAGCACUGUCUGGGUUAGGCCCCCUAGGACCUAGACCUCCUCCUUGCACUGAGAAUGCACUUUGAAGGUGGAAGGGAUGGAAGCGGGGCCACCCGAGAGGGCCUCCUGCCCCAUGUUCACUGGAAGGGCUGUGUCAGCUCUGGCCAUGUAGGGGAGGAAAGGCUGUGUGCACGUCCCCACCCUCUGGUCUUCCUCACCUAUAGGGUGACACUGCAGAGUCAGUCAGCCAAUUCUAUCCACUGCCUCUUCUCUGCCAGAGCUGUCCUGGAGUUCUUUGUCAGCCCAUAGUUGCACCUGUUCACACACCAAUGCUGGUGUCCUCUGGUUGGUCUGGCAUAGCUUCCACUCUUCCCAGUGUCUCUUUUGGUAUGUGAUGAGUAUCCUGUGACAGCUGAUGGGGACAGGUUUGCCUUAGGAGAACUAGAGGGCUUGACAGACUUGGUACUACCUACCUGCUCAAAUCUCAGUGAGAACCAAGGGUCCAGGGCAGGAGGAGAGGAGAGACAGUCAAGGAAAAUACAGUCAGGUUGCGUGGGGAGGGUGCAAGAGUCAUGCCUCAGUUUGGUUUGGCUUGGAGUUUUAGAAACAAAGGCAGAAAUUGGUACCUAUUGGAUGGCUUCAGGUCACAGUUGCACCAGGUUUGAGUUUUAAGUAUAUUCAUCUCAGGCAUAGCUGCUCGGGAGAUAUACUCACUGACUCCAGUUCGGAAGUCAGGGACAGUGCCUGCAUUUGUCUCUCUUGGUGGCCCUCUGUUCUUCCCUCCAGCUCCUGCCAUCAGUGGGUUUUAGGUCAUGUGUGGUUCACAGGUACACCUGAAGUGUGCCAGAAUAGCACAUGGGGGUGGGUCCUGGACCCUGAGGGUGUGGAACUAUCUGUUUUGUGAUCCCCUUGAAGGAAAUAAACCCUUAGUUAUAAUGUUUGGGUACAGGAAGGCAGUAGCAUGGUACAGUUCCUCAGGCGCUCAGUGGGACACUGACUGGGGCUACAAGGUCUCUACACAGAGAGCUGAGGCUGGGCCCUGCACCAUGACCUGUGUAGGAGAGACUGAGAGGCUCGUGGUCACUCAUUUGGGGUCUGUUUCUUUUACUUGAAUAUUGUGCUUCAUCAAGAGCUUUCUCACAUAUUUUCUUCACUGUCCACAUCCUCAGAUCCCUCUGCGAUGCAGGUGCACUGUGGCCCUUAUGUGACAGUAACAGCUUGGUUGGGCUUGCCGCCUCCAGCGGUGUUGGAGUCAGUCUGCUGGUUGGCUG